This is a messenger RNA of Tricharina praecox, 3994 nucleotides long. RefSeq lists its product as uncharacterized. The transcript has a single exon. The coding region runs from base 206 to 3670 and encodes 1154 amino acids. Lineage: Eukaryota; Fungi; Ascomycota; Pezizomycetes; Pezizales; Pyronemataceae. The record is from RefSeq and is a predicted model, not a curated record.
AGACAACCACUCCCACGAGGACAGCCACUCCCACUCGCCCAUAGAACUCGGUGAGCCAACCUGGCACUACUGUCACGGCAAGGGGUGCUGCCCACCGCGCAAGGCGUCGGGGUGCACCAGCUGCAAGUCAUCCAAGUGCUGCUCGGGCGCGGACAAGGAGCUUCCAGACAUCAACAAUGCGGUAUCGAUCACGUCUCUGGGGCCGAUGAUCAUGGUUGUCAAGCUGCAGCUCGUAGCCGCCGUCGAUGGUGAUGCAGCUGCAGACUUUGAGAAACAGAAAAAUAAGGUCCAGGAUAUCAUCAAGGAGCUGUUUAAUAAGGACUUUGAUAAUGUCAAAGUCGAAUUGCUGCCCCCGCCCCCGCCCCCGCCGGUACUGGAGGAGAAGAAACUUCCGAUGCCCCCGCCGGAAACGCCGAGGGAGUCGCUGCCGAUCGGGGAAACGCCGCCGCCAUUGGUGGAGACUCCGAAGCCGCCGACGGAGCUGGUGAAACCACCCGCGGAAAGCCCUGACGUUCUCCCAGUGCCACCGGUAGACACACCUAAGGAUACUCUGCCAGAACCUAAGGCUCCUGAAGAGCCAGUGAAGUCGCCUGUGGAGACGCCAAAACCAGCCGAGCCAGAGGUACCGAAAGAUACACCAGCACCACCGAAAACUCCUGAGGAGCCUGUCAAUCCACCCACGGUGCCGGAGGAGCCAGUGAAGCCCCUUGCGGACACACCUGAAGUUCCUUCAUCCCCACCGGGAGAGACUCCUAGGGAUACUCCGGCACCACCUAAAGCUCCUGAAGAGCCAGUGAAGGCCCCUGUGGAGACACCCAAGCCGGAAGUGCCGGAGGUGCCGGAAGUGCCGGAAGUGCCGAAAGAUACUCCGGCAUUACCGAAAGCGCCUGAGGAGCCAGUCGCGCCGCCGCCCAUGGAGGCAGAACCCGUAGUGCCGUCGCAGGACGUAGCGGAGCCUGUUACGCCACCAUCGGAGGAUGAGGAGCCGGUGACGCCGCCUAAGGACGUUGAGCCCGUCGUACUGCCACCCAAGGAAGUUGAGCCGGUGAUCCCACCACCGAAGGAAGAAGAGCCCGUCGUGCCGCCACCGAAAGAGGUCGAGCCAUUGACGCCGCCGCUUAAAGAGGUUGAGCCCGUCCUACCGCCCCCGAAGGACGAAGAGCCGAUCGUGCCGCCUAAGGAGGUUGAGCCUGUCGUGCCGCCGCCUAAAGAAGCGGAUCUAGUUACGCUGCCACCGAAGGAGGCAGAGCCGAUCGCGCCGCUCAAGGAGAUUGAGCCCGUCCUGCCGCCACCGAAGGAAGUCGAGCCGGUCACGCCACUACCGAAGGAUGAGCCAGUGGUGCCGCCACCGAAAGACGUCGAGCUGGUGACACCGCCGCCUGAGGACGAUGAGCCCGUCGUGCCGCCAACAAAAGAAGCCGAUCCAGUCACCCCACCACCGAAGGAGGAAGAGCCUAUCGCGCCGCCUAAGGAAGAUGAGCCCGUCGUGCCGCCACCUAAACAAGCGGACCCAGUCACCCCACCACCGAAAGAAGAUGCGCCGAUCGUGACGCCGAAGGAGGUGGAGCCGGAGGUUCCGAAGGUGGAAGAGCCGGUCACGCCACCACCGAAGGAAGAUGAGUCGAUCGUGCCGCCGCCAAAAGAGGAAGCGCCGGUCACACUGCCUAAGGAGGAUGAGCCCGUCGUGACGCCACCGAAGGAAGAGGAACCGGUGACGCCACCACCGAAGGAAGAUGAGCCCGUUGUGCCGCCACCGAAAGAAGCCGAUACAGUUACCCCACCACCGAAGCAGGAAGAGCCUAUCGCGCCGCCUAAGGAGGUUGAGCCCGUCGUGCCACCGUCGAAAGAAGUCGAGCCAAUCACGCCGCCGCCUAAGGAGGAUGAGCCAGUGGUGCGGCCGCCGAAGGAAGAGGAGCCGAUCGCGCCGCCUAAGGAGGUUCAGCCCAUCGUGACGCCUAAGGAGGUUGAGCCUGUGACGCCUCCUAAAGAAGCGGAUCCAGUCACGCCAGCUCCAAAGGAGGAUGCCCCCGUUGUGCCGCCACCUAAGCAAGCGGAUCUAGUCACGCCACCUCCCAACGAGGUUGAGCCCGUCCUGCCGCCACCUAAACAGGCCGAGCCAAUUGUGCCGCCGAAGGAGGUUGAGCCCGUCGUGCCGCCGCCGAAGGAGGAAGAGCCAGUGGUGCAGCCACCCAAAGAGGUCGAGCCGGUGACGCCGCCGAAGGAGGUUGAGCCCGUCUUGCCGCCACCGAAGGAAGAAGAGCCGGUCGUGCCACCACCGAAAGAAGAGGAGCCGGUCACGCCGCCACCGAAGGAGGAUGAGCCAAAGGUGCCGCCACCGAAGGAAGAGGAGCCGGCGACGCCACCACCGAAGGAUGAUGAGCCGCCGCUAGAUGCGCCUGUCGUGCCGCCUCCUAAGGAAGUCGAACCGAUCACGCCGCCUAAGGAGGUUGCGCCCGUCGUGCCGCCGCCGAAGGAAGUCGAGCCGUUAACACCGCCGCCUAAGCAGGAUGAGCCCGUGUUACCGCCACUUAAAGAAGAUGAGCCGGUCACGCCGCCGCCUGAGGCAGAGGAGCCUGUUACGCCACCACCGAAAGAAGAUGAGCCGAUUGCGCCGUCUAAGGAGGUUGAGCCCGCCGUACCGCCACCGAAGGAAGAUGAGCCCGUCGUGCCACCGCCGAAAGAAGUCGAGCCGAUCACGCCGCCGUCUAAGCAAGAUGAGCCAGAGGUGCCGCCACCGAAGGAAGAGGAACCGGCGACGCCACCACCGAAGGAAGAUGAGCCCGUUGUGCCGCCACCGAAAGAUGUCGAGCCGAUCACGCCGCCUCAGGAGGUUGAGCCCGUAGUGCCGCCACAGAAGGAAGAGGAACCGGUGACGCUACCACCGAAGGAAGAUGAGCCCGUUGUGCCGCCACCGAAAGAUGUCAAGCCGAUCACGCCGCCUAAGGAGGUUGAGCCCGUCGUGCCACCGUCGAAAGAAGUCGAGCCAAUCACGCCGCCGCCUAAGCAGGAUGAGCCGGAGGUGCCGCCGCCGAAGGAGGAUGAGCCAGUGGUGCGGCCGCCGAAGGAAGAGGAGCCGGUGACGCCGCCACCGAAGGAUGAUGAGCCGCCGCUAGAUGCGCCUGUCGUGCCGCCUCCUAAGGAAGUCGAGCCGAUCACGCCGCCACCUAAGCAGGAUGAGCCGGAGGUGCGGCCGCCGAAGGAAGAGGAGCCGGUGACGCCACGACCGAAGGAUGAUGAGCCGCCGCUAGAUGCGCCUGUCGUGCCGCCUCCUAAGGAAGUCAAGCCGAUCACGCCGCCGCCUAAGCAGGAUGAGCCGGAGGUGCCGCCGCCGAAGGAAGAGGAGCCGGUCAUGCCACCACCGAAGGAGGAGGAGCACGUCGUGCCGCCACCUAAAGAAGCGGAUCCAGUUCCACCACCACCUAAGGAAGCGGAGCCGGUCGUUCCACCACCCAAGGAAGCUGAUACCGUCCUACCACCACUCAAGGACGAUGUGCGGGAGUUACCGGAGGUAGAUGUGCCGGAGGUACUGAGGGUAGAUGUUCCGGAUGUGCCCAAAUUGGAUGUGCCGGUGCCACCGGCGCCUAAGCACGUUGAGCCAACCAGUCCACCAAAGGUAAAAGAUGCCCCUGUGCUAUCCUCAAGAUAUCGUGCGUUUGCUGACCCGGCUUAGGAUGAGAAGCCUCCUAUCCUGCCGCCGCUCGCCGAGCCUAAGGACCCGGAGGUGGACGAGCCAGUCACGCCACCACCAAAGGACGACGAGCCGGAGAUAUCGAAGGUCGAUGAGCUGGUUACGCCGGCUAAGGAGGUUGAGCCCGCCGUGCCACCACCGAAGGAAGAGGAGCCAGUGACGCCGCCGCAUAAAGAGGAUGCGCCAGAGGUACCCAAGGUGGAUGAGCCCGUCGUGCCGCCACCUAAAGAAGCAGAUCUUGUUGCACUACCACCGAAGGAUGAUGCGCCGGUUGCUCCUCCUAAGGAAGACGAACCAGUCACGCCG